Messenger RNA from Lentinula edodes (shiitake mushroom), 603 nucleotides. RefSeq lists its product as uncharacterized. The record is from RefSeq and is a predicted model, not a curated record. The transcript is spliced from 5 exons. Bases 1 to 603 code for a protein of 200 amino acids. NCBI's taxonomy places the organism in Eukaryota, Fungi, Basidiomycota, Agaricomycetes, Agaricales, Omphalotaceae.
AUGAACAACGCCGACAGACGAACUUCUUCCUCCUCAUCGAGCUCACCUAAUCAAGAGAAGAGGUCGUUGUCUGAACAAAUAUCUUCUAUAGGCGCCAGGAUCAACCGGGCGCUAAGCAGAGGUCGCAGUGAAGAACGUUCAGCAAGAGACUUUGACAACGAUUCCUUAACCAGUUCUUCCGCGACAGUGGUCUCUGUUGAAGGGGCUAUAGGUGAACGCUCAGUCUCGAGAGGGCGAGAGGGAUUACGUCGCUCCUCGGGAAGAGGAGGAAUCGGAAACAUCGUAGCAUCCGUUCCAGAGGAUGCCGUCGUAGAGCAAUCAGUGUCCCCAAUUCGAGGAAGAGAUAUUUCCAGACCAUCAGAAGUGCCAACAGGAAUUCCCUUUGCUGGUAGCACAGGACGUGGAGGUGCAGGCAAUAUUCGUGCACCUUCUCAGGAGCAGAAGUUCGAUUCCGAUGCUAUAACCCUCGUUCCCUCGCGGGUAGAUACCUCAAACGUCCGAUCGCCUUCCCAAACGUCGCCUUCACGACAUAUGUUAUCGACAGGCCGAGGAGGUAUAGGUAACAUCAAGAAGAAUCCCGCCAGCGACUUGAACACUAGGUAA